Molecule: messenger RNA, 4815 nt
Organism: Phyllopteryx taeniolatus (common seadragon)
Lineage: Eukaryota; Metazoa; Chordata; Actinopteri; Syngnathiformes; Syngnathidae
Product: kinesin-like protein KIF3C
Exons: 8
Coding region: 469-2679 (736 amino acids)
Biological process (GO): microtubule-based movement
Molecular function (GO): microtubule motor activity; ATP binding; microtubule binding
Source: RefSeq, a predicted model, not a curated record
GCAGUCGGAGGAUCUGUCUCUCGGAGACCCACACCCGCGAACCGGACGGAGCAUCACUAAGCGGAGUACUGGAGAUUGUGGAUCUUGUAAAAGGACGAUAUGAUAUGAAAUAUCAGUCUUUUCAUUUUUGACACUGGGAUUUUUUUUUUUUUUUUUUUUUGGCUGGAUGUGUGGACACGGAGCGGGAAUGGAACGUCGAGCCAGCGCGUGAGAGCUGAUACCAUUUAUGCUAAUUUACCAGACAGUCAGGGCAAUUGAGGAGCCAUUAGGAUGGCAUGUUAUAAUUUUCACUGAUAAAUACAAGUCCGUGCUAAUUUAUUUUCAUUGAAGAUAUGAUCUUGAAUUCGUUCUAAAUGUUUUAUUCAUGAGAAGAAACCCUAUGGGAACACACAGCUAGUAGCCAGAAAUAUUUUUUUUCGUAUUAGAAUUUAUUGUCAUUGUGUGAGUGCUAACAACAAGACACCAGCCAUGUCAAAGAAUAAGAGCAGUGAGUCGGUUAAGGUGGUUGUUCGAUGCCGACCUUUGAACCGAAAAGAGGAGUCCAACGGUCCCUCAGGGGGCAUUGUGCAGAUGGACUUGGGACUGGGACAAGUGAUGCUCAGGAAUCCUCGAGCAUCGCACAGCGAACCCCAGAAAACAUUUACAUUCGAUGCUGUUUACGAUGCCAAUUCCAAACAACGAGAUCUGUACGAUGAAAGCGUUAGGCCUCUCAUAGAUUCUGUGCUUGCCGGGUUCAAUGGUACAAUUUUUGCUUAUGGACAGACCGGGACAGGGAAGACAUACACUAUGCAGGGGAUGUGGUUGGACCCAGAGAAACGGGGUGUGAUACCCAAUGCCUUUGACCACAUCUUUACGCACAUCUCACGCUCACAGUCUGAUAAGCAGUACCUCGUACGGGCAUCAUACCUUGAGAUUUAUCGUGAGGAGAUCCGGGAUCUCCUUGAUCCCAACCAUGCCAACGCCCGGGGACUGGAGCUCAGAGAGAGUCCAGAGACUGGAGUCUAUGUCCCGGACCUCACAUCUUGUGUCUGCAAGAGCAUCAAGGAGAUUGAGGAGGUGAUGAACGUGGGCAACCAAGCAAGGGCCGUUGCGGCCACAGACAUGAACGAAUAUUCGUCCAGGUCCCACGCCUUGUUCCUGAUCACUGUGGAGUGUGGCCAGCCAGGUCCAGAUGGGAGAAAGCACAUCCGAGUUGGUCGCCUCAACCUGGUGGAUCUGGCUGGCAGCGAGCGGCAGGCCAAAACAGGCGUCCAGGGGGAACGCCUGAAGGAGGCGGCUAAGAUAAACCUUUCCCUGUCCGCUCUAGGGAACGUGAUAUCUGCGCUGGCGGACGGGCGCAGCGGCCAUGUGCCCUACCGGGACUCAAAACUGACCCGUCUUUUGCAGGACUCACUAGGCGGGAACGCCAAGACUGUCAUGGUCGCCACUUUAGGCCCUGCCCCCCAGCACUACGACGAAACCCUCACAACCCUUCGCUACGCAAACCGAGCCAAGAACAUCCAGAACCAGCCCCGAGUCAACGAGGACCCCAAAGACGCUCUCCUUCGAGAGUUUCAGAGGGAGAUCGCUCGACUCAGGGCCCAGCUCAACCACAGGAAGUGGAGGAGCAAGCAGAAGAAGGAGCGGCUGGACGACGAUGGCUCAGAUCAAGAGGGGGAUGAAGACACAGAGUGUGAGGAGGAGGAGGUAGUGAAGGAGGCAAAGGAGUACGUGAAGCAAGAGGAGCAGCGUUUGGAGAGGGAGAAGGAGGCCAUCAGAGGAGAUCGAUCCCUCCUGUCUGAUGAGAAGCAGAGGCUUCUUGGCGAGAAAGAGAGGAUGAUGGGGGUUCUUCGAAAAGAGCAGGAAGCCACAGAGCAACUGACUGCCAAGUACAAGGCAAUGGAGAGCAAGCUGCUGGUUGGCGGAAAGAACAUCAUAGAUCACACUAAUGAGCAGCAGAAGAUGCUAGAGGUGAAGAGGCAGGAGAUUGCGGAACAGUCACGUAGUGAGAGAGAGAUGCAGCAGCAGAUGUUGAUCCAGGAUGAUGAGACACUGGAGCUGAGGGAAACCUUUACUUCUCUGCAGCAAGAGGUCGAGGCCAAGACCAAGAAGCUUAAGAAGUUGUACGCCAAGCUCCAGUGCAUCAAAGCGGAGAUCCAGGAUGUAAAUGACGAGCACGUGAGGAGCCGUCAGGAGCUAGAGCAAACGCAGAACGAGCUCACUAGAGAGCUCAAGUUCAAGUAUUUGAUCAUCGAGAACUUCAUCCCUCCAGAGGAGAAGAAUAAGAUCAUGAGCAGAAUGACUUUUGACCCUGAAGAGGAUCAGUGGAAGUUCCAGCCUCUCGUUCCCGCUGAGAGUAAACCCUUACAGAUGAAGAAAAGGCCAACAUCUGCAGUGGGAUAUAAGCGACCAAUCAGCCAGUAUGCCAGGGUUGCCAUAACGAUGGGGGCUAAUAACAGAUUCAGGGCUGAGAACAUCAUGUUUCUGGAGCUGGACAUGAACCCUCCAAACACCGCCUCACUGGGUCACUUAAAAGAUGCAGAGUUAAACCUAAGCUCCUCUGUGGACAGCUCUCCUACCAACGACAGAGGCGUUCGCAAAUCUCGCUCCUGGUGUCAAAGCCAAAAGUCUCUCACUUCUUCCUCUUCUAAUGUUUCCCUGUCGGCUUGUAACACUGCCGUGCCUGCAUCGACGCAGUGAAACGCUGAAGCUUGAGCAAUGUGUGUUUUUAUUGUUAUUUAUUUUCCUGCAAAAUUUGGUGCUGGGACAUACAACAACACCUCUUUAGCAACACAACAAAUGGUUGCCUGAAAUUGAAGGACUUGACAAAGCUCAUCAAAAGAAACAAGCUGAACCUUUGUUGCAUGUGAGCGAGCAAAGAGAGUUAUAAUGUCUGUGUGGGUGUGCGGAUGCUUGUGUCACCAAAGUGGCUUCUAUCCUGUACAUGCUAUCUGUACAUAUUUAAUGUAUUUGUGUCUAUAAGGGUUACACUGAAAUGUCAUUAUGCAUUCCCGCAAAGAAGUAACGUCCAUGUGUCUUUGUUGUUUCACAGUAGAAAAUCUUCAUGUGGUGUGUCAUAGGUCAAUUAAGUCACUAUGUGUAAUUUAAAAGAAAAGUAUGCCUUAAAAUCAAAUAAAAAAAAAUAUAACGAGUCAUGCACAUUUUCAUCGGCCUUGUGAGGCUGGCAUGUGACUAAUAAUUUAUUUUGAGAUAUUUAUUUCAGUUCAAGUCAUAGUAAAGAAUCAGAACUAUUAAUGUUGAUUUAUCGUCUCUCAAAGCAUUCAUCCGUUCAGCGUUUGUCCUCAUUAGGGUCUCGUGUGAGCUAGAGCUUACCCCAGCUGACUUUGGGAGAAAGGAUGGGCACAUGCCAGCCAAGUACAGGGCACAUAUAGACAAAAAAAAAAAAAAAAAAGCAUUCAACCCACAAGCACGAGAUGAACAUACACUGGCCUCUUGGUGAAACUGAAGCAACAUGGAAUGUGCUGGCUGCAACCUACAAAGGCGUUGUUAAUGCACUCUCAACUAGUUUGCAGUGUGAAGAACAAAAACGUAAACUAAGGCCUAUAUUGUACUUCAGGCAGUAUUAUGCUGCUCAGCAUAAUACUGCCAUGACAACAGGAGUUAAGAACAUUCAGAGAUUCUCAUUCCAUUAAAAAGAUAAUGUUGAGAAAAAUUCAGCAAAUGAUUCUUUGCUAAUUUUCCCCAUACAUGCCACAAACCUAAGGCAGUAAAACCAUGUGAUUUCACCCACCCAAUUGGUGAAGAAAGGAAAUGAUAAUAAAAAAAAGAAAGGUUAUAAUGAAAUCUAUUGAAUGAAAAUGAUGUUAUAUGCAUAUAUCGUUAUUUUAAAAAAAUGGAAUGAUAAUAAUUUGAGUAAAAAAAAAAAAAAAGGAGCUGUUGUGAUUUUACUUUUUCACUAACUUCUUUAAUAUGGAUUCCAGCAAACCUAACAGGCAGUACAGACAAAAAUAGAUUUUGGGUAUAGUAAUAUGAUAUUUGUUUCAGUUAUUUGCAGAUGUGUGCGUUGAUCUCAAUCGGAGCACCUAAUUGACCCACUUUUGUUCCACAAAGAAAUGCUUCGAGGCGUCACCCAUAUGUUCACAUCUGUGGCAUUCAAUGAAGGUUACAUGCAAUUUACCUUUGGAUAAAUGGAAAUAAAUAAUGUUGGUAUGGAGUGAUUGUGGUGCAAUGUGGAAUGCAAGAGGAUUUUGCACAUAAUAUUCCAUUAAUACCGUGUAAAUGAAUGAAAUUUCAUUUUAAAUGUCAGAGGGACUAUUAAGUAAAACUAUUAGUCAGGGUAGAUUUUCAGUGUUGUCAACUGUACAUUAACGAUGCAUUUUACUGUCUGCUGUUCAUUUGUUCUAAUUUAUGCUACAUUAAAAGGAAAUUAUUUACAUUAUAGCGCUGACGGUAACGGCAGGGUGAAUGUGAUUUAGAAAAAAAUGAUGUUAAUAAUUGUCUGUGUACAUUGUCUCUGUGUACAAACCUUGUUAUACACGUGUCAAUUAAGUCACCGUUCUGUGUCGGCCUUGUCAAAUAUUGUAUGACUGUGAGAGGGCUGUAGAGGAGGAAGGAAGUGACAUGCCGAUGGAAAAAGUGGCGGGGGGAGGGAUGAAAGCAGUGAGCCAAAGACAAUCAGGAAGUGAGGAACGACUGUGUAGGAGGUGGAAAACGGAGCCAGUCUCCAUGGUAACCUGCCAGUGGCGGAAUGGAUAGUGGAGUACGGGGAGUGGUCUCGUUUCUAUAAUGGUUGUAAAAUAGCAAAAGCCAGUAUUGCUGAGCUCAUCUGUCUUGGUUAAAAAAAAAAAAAACAUGAAUAAAACACUGACACAAGCA